Molecule: messenger RNA, 3737 nt
Organism: Alexandromys fortis (reed vole)
Lineage: Eukaryota; Metazoa; Chordata; Mammalia; Rodentia; Cricetidae
Gene: Rngtt
Product: RNA guanylyltransferase and 5'-phosphatase
Exons: 17
Coding region: 412-2118 (568 amino acids)
Biological process (GO): protein dephosphorylation; 7-methylguanosine mRNA capping
Molecular function (GO): mRNA guanylyltransferase activity; ATP binding; mRNA 5'-triphosphate monophosphatase activity
Source: RefSeq, a predicted model, not a curated record
UGCAUUGUGGGCUCGCCGGGAGCCUCGGAGUCGAACCUGAAUGAAAGUGGCGCGCCGCUGAGGAGCCGGGUGGGGUUGCCGGCGCUAGGGUCCGGGCCGCUCGCUCCCGAGCGGUCGGCUAGGUGGCGGUGUGCGGCGCCGACAUGGCUUACAACAAGAUCCCGCCGCGGUGGCUGAACUGUCCGCGGCGCGGCCAGCCGGUGGCAGGAGUCUGGCGGCCAGAAGAAGGAAUCGGAUCCUUUGGAACUGGAGUCACAUGUGGUUGUGAACCAUCGUAUGGGUGCUGGGAAUUGAACCCAGUUCCUCUGCAAGAGCAAUAAGUGCUCUUAACAGCUGAGUCAUCUCUCCAGCCCCAAGUUUAGAUUCUUUACGGAUGUUUCACUCAUUGGAAGAUUCCUACCUCUGAAGACAAUGCUGGGGCCACGAUAUGAUAGUCAAGUUGCUGAAGAAAACCGCUUCCAUCCUAGUAUGCUCUCAAAUUACCUAAAGAGUCUGAAGGUUAAAAUGAGCUUGUUGGUGGAUCUGACAAAUACUUCAAGGUUCUAUGACAGAAAUGACAUAGAAAAAGAAGGAAUCAAGUAUAUCAAACUUCAGUGUAAAGGACAUGGUGAAUGCCCCACGACUGAGAAUACCGAGACGUUUAUUCGCCUGUGUGAGAGGUUUAAUGAAAGAAGCCCACCUGAACUUAUAGGUGUUCACUGCACCCAUGGCUUCAACCGGACCGGUUUCCUCAUAUGUGCCUUUUUGGUGGAGAAAAUGGAUUGGAGUAUUGAAGCAGCAGUUGCUACAUUUGCCCAAGCCAGACCACCAGGAAUCUAUAAGGGUGAUUAUUUGAAGGAACUUUUUCGUCGCUAUGGUGAUAUAGAAGAAACACCACCACCACCUGUAUUGCCAGAUUGGUGUUUUGAGGAUGAUGAUGAAGAAGAUGAGGAUGAAGAUGGGAAAAGGGACUCAGAACCUGGGUCAAGUGCUUCCUUUGGUAAAAGGAGAAAAGAACGGUUAAAACUGGGUGCUAUUUUCUUGGAAGGUAUAACUGUUAAAGGUGUAACUCAAGUAACAACUCAACCAAAGUUAGGAGAGGUACAGCAGAAAUGUCAUCAGUUCUGUGGCUGGGAAGGGUCUGGGUUCCCUGGAGCACAACCUGUUUCCAUGGACAAGCAAAAUAUUAGACUUUUAGAGCAGAAGCCAUAUAAAGUAAGCUGGAAAGCAGAUGGUACUCGUUAUAUGAUGUUGAUCGAUGGCACAAAUGAAGUUUUCAUGAUUGACAGAGAUAAUUCAGUGUUUCAUGUUUCAAAUCUGGAAUUUCCAUUUCGUAAAGAUCUUCGCAUGCAUUUAUCAAAUACACUUUUAGAUGGGGAAAUGAUCAUUGACAAAGUAAAUGGACAGGCUGUUCCAAGAUAUCUGAUAUAUGACAUAAUUAAAUUCAAUGCACAACCAGUUGGAGAUUGUGAUUUUAAUAUUCGACUGCAGUGUAUUGAGCGUGAAAUCAUAAGUCCACGACAUGAAAAAAUGAAGACUGGGCUCAUUGACAAAACACAAGAACCAUUUAGUGUCAGACCUAAACCAUUUUUUGACAUCAACAUUUCAAGAAAGCUCCUGGAAGGGAAUUUUGCCAAAGAAGUCAGCCAUGAAAUGGAUGGACUUAUUUUUCAGCCUACUGGAAAAUAUAAGCCUGGGCGAUGCGAUGAUAUUUUGAAAUGGAAACCUCCUAGUCUGAACUCGGUGGAUUUUCGACUUAAGAUAACAAGAAUGGGAGGAGAAGGGUUGCUUCCACAGAAUGUUGGCCUUCUCUAUGUUGGAGGUUAUGAAAGACCCUUUGCACAAAUCAAGGUGACAAAAGAACUAAAACAGUACGACAACAAAAUUAUAGAAUGCAAAUUUGAGAAUAACAGCUGGGUCUUUAUGAGACAGAGAAUAGACAAAAGUUUCCCAAAUGCCUACAACACAGCCAUGGCUGUGUGCAACAGCAUCUCGAACCCUGUCACAAAGGAGAUGCUAUUUGAGUUCAUUGACAGAUGUGCGGCAGCUGCCCAAGGACAGAAACGGAAAUAUCACCUGGACCCUGACACGGAACUCAUGCCACCCCCACCACCCAAGAGACUGCACCGGCCAACCUAGUCCUGCUGACCUCGUGCUCAAGAGGAAAGAAGAGUGAGAAGAACGCUGCCGCCUCAUUUUCACAGCCAGAGGGUGAAAGAGACAAGUGUGGCUUGGUACCGGCACAUGUGUCUUAAGGGAAGCCGUGGAGCCAGCCUGUAUAUAUUUGUUACAUUUGGUUUCUCAGAACCACAGUGCAUCAUGGACCUAAAUAUUUUAUUUAUACCUGAUAAAUUCAGCCUUACCUUGUGGAGUUUGAAGAUUGAAAUAUCCAAAGGUUUAAAUCAGAUUGAAGUCAGUGAAGUAGAGGCCUUGUUUGUAUGUGAACAGAUACCUUUACAUUUGAUUCACAACUAGCAAUCUGAAACUGUGAGCACAUUGAGUUUUUUAGAAGUUGGAUUUUAAGUUUUCCUCUUAAAAAUGUAGACAGUGACAUUAAAAAUUCUCGCUCUCACUUAUCAUGGAUUUCCUAUAUUUCUGAAUUUUCUAUAUUCUGAACAAUGACAAGGUCAAGUAUUAUGCACAUUAAACAUUUUGGUCUGGCUAUCCCAUUUUAAAAAGGUUUUUUGUUUUGUUUUUGGUGUGUGUGUGUGUGUGUGUUUGGGUGGGUGGGUGAGAGGUAAAAGUAAAACAGUAACAGCCCCCCCCCAAUGAAUUAUAUCCUUUCUUUAGAAAGUACUUUGAGUAUUUUUACCGUUUCUCUUGUUUGAGCCACAGUGUCAGAUGUCUGGUGUUCCAUCCUGGCAGUGGUUUUGAGUUACUAUGUGCACUUAGAUAAUAGAGCCCAGGUCCCUCGUGUGCUGCAGUCCUCAGAACAUCGCUUCUUUCAGACGCCAGGGCCCUUGUGCUUUACCUCAGUGGGAUCAUCACACACCACUCACUGUGAUCUCUGGGAGCAAUAGCAAACACAAAUGGUGUUGUGUUAGUUCCCUCAAACAAAGCGUCAGAAGCAAUAGUGGCUUAUUUCUUUAGUUGGAAGGUAAUGUCAACUGAAGAAGAUGUUGUCUCUAAGAAACGCCGUCCUCCCUCUGGAUAGAUGCAAAUGCAUUGCAGAGACUGAUCAUGGAGGACAAGAUGAUGCUUCCACUGUUACAGUUGCACCGGUGUCUGGGGGAUGAUAUUUCAGUGAUGCAGCUUCACUUCUGUGUUUACUAUAGACAGUGGGUUUAAAAGGCAGCUAAUGGUCCCUGACAUUGUAAAAAAAAAAAAAAAAAAAAAAAACUGUUCUGAUUGGCUUGUGAGGGAACUCAGAACUAGCAAACAGCUUAAUGUAUUUAUUUUUAGAGACACAGGUUUUAAGGAUAUGUAUUUAAUUAAAACAAAUUUUCAUGAUCUGAAUUUUUAUAUAUGUAUAAGCAUAUCUGUUAAAGUAUAUGCAACAGUGUAUAUUCUUGUACUGAUACAGCCAGAAGUGACAACCCAAAUGCGCUACCUAGCAGACUGAGUAUCUGAUGAAAUUUUUAUUUGAGUAGCACAGAAGAACCAAAACUGUAUAUGAGCCUGAGUUUUAAUGUUUUUAAACCUUUUCUUCUGCAGUACUUUUCUACAUGGAAUACUAGGGCUGUGUGUGCUUGGGCUUAUGCCUCUGUUGUUCCCAAGUUAUGUAAUGUGUAGUAAAUUUAUUCAAAAUGCUGUUUUAA